Messenger RNA from Dromaius novaehollandiae (emu), 1390 nucleotides. RefSeq names its product signal peptidase complex subunit 2 (gene SPCS2). The coding region runs from base 97 to 702 and encodes 201 amino acids. NCBI's taxonomy places the organism in Eukaryota, Metazoa, Chordata, Aves, Casuariiformes, Dromaiidae. Gene Ontology annotation, biological process: protein targeting to ER. The transcript has 5 exons. Gene Ontology annotation, cellular component: signal peptidase complex; membrane. The record is from RefSeq and is a predicted model, not a curated record.
GUCAGCCCCCUCCCCCUCCCGCGCGCCCCCUCCCCUCCGGCCAAUCAGCGGCGAACAGGUCGCGCGGCGCGGGCGGGGGCGGAGGGCGCCGAGAAGAUGGCGGCCAAAGGCGGCAGGAACGGGCUGCUCGACAAGUGGAAGAUUGAUGACAAGCCAGUAAAAAUUGACAAAUGGGAUGGUUCAGCUGUGAAAAAUUCUUUGGACGAUUCUGCCAAAAAGGUUCUCCUGGAGAAGUACAAGUAUGUUGAAAAUUUCCAUUUGAUUGAUGGCCGUCUCAUCAUCUGCACAAUCUCUUGUCUCUUUGCAAUUGUAGCUUUGAUUUGGGAUUACCUGCACCCCUUUCCUGAAUCCAAACCCGUUCUCGCUUUUUGUGUUGUAUCAUAUUUUGUGAUGAUGGGAAUCCUGACCAUUUAUACCUCGUACAAAGAAAAGAGCAUUUUCCUCGUGGCUCACAGACGAGAUCCCGCGGGGAUGGACCCGGAUGACGUCUGGCAGUUGUCCUCCAGUCUCAAACGGUUUGAUGACAAAUACACCUUGAAGCUAACUUUCAUCAGCGGAAGAACCAAACAGCAGAGGGAGGCCGAGUUCACCGAAUCCAUUGCGAAAUUCUUUGAUAACAACGGAACAUUAGUCAUGGAGGCCUACGAGCCAGAGGUCUCCAAGCUGCACGAUAGUUUGGCCGUGGAGAGGAAAAUAAAAUGAUUUCAGGCACCACCUUCAUCCUGGGAUCAUGCUAAAUUAAUACCAAUAAAAUAAAACAGCAAAGAAAGUUAAUUGCCUCUGUUUUUGUCCUGAAAUCCUAUCGAUUUUGGACGAGCAGGAUUUUUAAUCUUGGACCUAAGCUUUUUGGAGCUAAUGUCUAAGCCUUGGGCUCUGUGCCUGCCGUCCUGGUCCUGUCACCUCCAGGAUGGAUGUUGGAGGACGGGUGACGCAUUGGGGACCUCCAGGAGGGAGACAGUCACUCGAUGCUGUGUUGACGUCCUCUCUUUCGCCUGGCCGUGCUUUACAAACCCAGCCCCGCGCCACGUAGCGCUGGGGCGAUUUCACCCUUCACGUUACCUUUGCAUUAAUGAAUUUUUGCGUUAGGAAUUCAGGACAAAAUCCUCUAAACCAGCUGUCCCUUCGCCAACGAGUUUUCUUUAUUUUUGUAUUUAUCCAAGCUGGGGGGGGGGGGGGGGGGAUUGUUUUAUAUAGAGGGAAAAAAACCUUUUAUGUGUUUGGGGGCGGUGGGGGAAGAUGGAUAUGCUGCUGCUGGACGUCGGGGUGCGACGCUUAUCCAUACGGCGCGUUGCAGCCCCUCGCUCCCCGGUGCAAACCGGCGUUUUCUGAGCGGAUUGCUUUCUCUUUUUCUCCUUUUUUUCCCCCAAUAAAAGGACGGAGCAGAUGUGCA